Messenger RNA from Silurus meridionalis, 3857 nucleotides. It is a transcript of the gene scarf2, whose product is annotated as scavenger receptor class F, member 2. The record is from RefSeq and is a predicted model, not a curated record. Gene Ontology annotation, molecular function: scavenger receptor activity. NCBI's taxonomy places the organism in Eukaryota, Metazoa, Chordata, Actinopteri, Siluriformes, Siluridae. The coding region runs from base 593 to 3391 and encodes 932 amino acids. The transcript has 11 exons.
GUGUGUGUGUGAGCUCUCUGUUGGAGGGCAGUCCUAGGUACAGGACGCGCACUCACGCACGCGCGCGCGCACACGCACAGACAAGGCUGAAAGUUUCUGAGUUGCUCCUCAGGCUGAAGGUAAGCAGGGAGAGAGAACAGAACCAGACACUUUCAACACAUUAACAAACGGAGGGGAAAAAACGCAGGAUGAGGCCUGAUUGCUGUAUUUAUUCCACAACUUUUGUCCAAAAUCAAGUAUGACGCACUGGAUGCCCUGAAAGCGGAUUGUACAGAAGGACAUGUUGGAGAACGCUGUUUUGAUUUGUUUAGGGGUUUUUCUUUGCUUUUCUUGGAUUAUCCAAAAAAUGCGCAUUUUAUUUUGUGAUGUCAGAAAGUCGGCCGACAUCUGGGGCGCGAGCGCGAGAAGAUCCUCUGCUGGAGUAAAAACUUUUUUGGAGAUUUGCGUCCAGAUCUAGUCCUCUCUCUCUCUCUCUCUCUCUCUCUCUCUCUCUCUCUCUCUCUCUCUUUCUUUCUCUCUCUCUCUCUAGUUUUCCAGACCCUUGAUUUUUUGCACGUUUUUUUUUUUUUCACGUUGAUUUGCGUGAGAAGGCAUGCGGUGCGCACGGGGCGCGUGGAAGGAUGCUGCUGCUUCUGCUUCUGCAAUGGAAAUGAAGAGCACUUCAGCAGCAGUGCUUUUGCUUUUGUUUGUACUCUUUUGUCCCUCAUUUAGCCAAGAACUCAACCCUAAGGGUCGGAACGUGUGCAGAGUACCAGGGUCUCCUGGGAUUGCGUGUUGCACUGGAUGGGCGCAACAAGGAGACGAGUGUUUGACACCUCUCUGCGAGGGCAAUUUUACUUGCAAGGAGAAUGAGGUGUGUGUCCGACCAAACGAGUGCCGCUGCCGUCACGGAUAUUUCGGAGCGAGCUGUGACACCAAGUGUCCUGCUCAAUUCUGGGGUCCUGACUGCAAAGGAAAAUGCACGUGUCACCCUAACGGCAAAUGCGAUGACUUAACCGGCAAGUGCACAUGCCACCCAAAUCGCUGGGGUGAGAACUGUGAGAAGCCAUGCCCAUGCCAGAAAGGCAAGUGUGACCAGGAGACUGGCAAGUGCACGUGCCAUGCUGGUUUUUGGGGUCCUCACUGCAGCAACAAUUGCUACUGCAGUCUAAACUCAGUGUGUGACCAGAGCACAGGUCGCUGCAUCUGCUCUCCAGGGUGGUACGGGCGCAACUGUGGUGCCCAGUGCGCCUGCAACAACUCACCAUGCGAGCAGUUCACCGGCCGAUGCCAAUGCCGAGAUCGUUUGUGGGGCACAAACUGCGAACGAUAUUGUCAGUGUUUACAUGGGAAAUGUAACCAGGCAGAUGGUUCCUGCACCUGCAAACCGGGCUACAGGGGCAAAUUCUGCAGAGAGCCAUGUCCUGCUGGGUUCUACGGGCAGAACUGCAGGAACAAAUGUGGUCACUGUAAGGGCCAGCAACCAUGCAAGGUUACAGAAGGAAGGUGUGUUACUUGUGAACGAGGCUGGAAUGGCACCAAAUGUGAUCAGAUAUGUGCCCCAGGCUUUUUUGGAGAGAACUGCAAAGAUGAAUGUCCACCAUGUAAAGAUGGCCAUUACUGCAAUCGCAUCGAUGGGAAGUGCUCUCACUGUAAUCCCGGCUGGAUCGGAGAUCGCUGUGAGGUCCGAUGUCCCAAUGGCACCUAUGGGGAGAAUUGCGAGAAUGACUGCAGCCACUGUUUUAAUGGAGAAUGUCACUUUGCUACAGGGGAGUGCCUCUGUGAUCCUGGCUUUUAUGGGACUUAUUGCAAUCUGACUUGUGAGUCGGGCCAGUUUGGGGUGAACUGCGCACAAACGUGUCCUUGCCAUGAUAAAAACUGUAACCCCGUGUCUGGAGCCUGCAAUCUAUAUCCUAACCAGCGGAUGGGUGUGAUCGCUGCAGGCACACUGGUGUCCUUACUGCUCAUCAUUCUGCUUGCUCUGCUCUGCUGCUGCUGCCUAUGUAACAAAAAAGACUACAUUAGUUCAGACCAGGAUAAUUCAACCAGCAGUAAGAAGGCCAAAAGGAUCCUUUGUGGACGAUUUAGCCGGAUCAGCACCAAGCUUCCCAGAAUCCCUCUGCGCAGACAGAAACUUCCCAAAGUCGUCGUAUCUCGCCAUGACCCUGAAAACACAUUUGACUGCAGUUUCAUAGAGCCUCCGUCUGCCAUCGAGCACCAGACUUCGUCCUGGUCAUCCCAGGAGUCCUUCUCCUCUUUCGAGACAACCGAAGAUGGCCCAGUUUACUGCAUACCCAAUGAAGAUACCAUGAAUGAAGGCAAUGCAAAACCAAGCCCCAGUGCCACUACAGAGAAUCUAAUAGCUGUUAAUGAAGAUGAUGCUGGAGAAUAUACCUCCCUUAAGGAGACAAGAUUAACAACAAAACCUGUCAACGAUGGCAGUGAGCAGCCACUGCUGAAAUCAGACAGUGAAGGCUCCACAAGUGGGUCGGAAUCAGCUAUGGGAGCUCUUUAUGCCCGAAUUGCCCGCCUCUCUAAAAACUCCAAAGAAGAAGAGGACAGCAGCACAUUUGAGACCAAACCCUGUGAUAAGACAACAUCUUCUGAGAAGGCCAAACCUCGGCCUCCGGACCCGUCAACCAAACCAAAGGUGUCUUGGAUCCAUGGAACUUCUGGAGUCAGCCAAACAGAAAAGGGACAGGCACCAUCCCCACCAAAAGAAAAGAAAAGAACCACAACAGAAGAGAAGCAGCGAUCAAAGGAGAAGUCAAGCAAGAAAAGUGAGCAGAGUAAUCAUGAUAGCAAGGGUGAUGGGAAUGAUUCUCCAAGCAAAACCAAAGCCCACAAAGUUUCUGACCCCAUCGAGCACAUCAAUGGCGCUGUCCAGAAUGCAUUAAAGAAAAUCGGAAACUUCCACUCAGAUAGGAAAAGUAGUGACACUACCAAAGAGCCACGCAUGAGUCCAAAUAUCAUGCAUCCUCAUAUAAACUCAGAAGCGGCCACACUUCUUGCUGCCCAGCUCAAAGAAAAGACCCAGAGCCUGAAUCGCAACGAAGGCCUGUCGGUUGGAAUCAAAUCAAACGGGGUUUAUACCCCUCAGGCCAACAGGGAGAAGCCCACGCCACCCCAGAAGGCCAAGCGAUCAGUGACUGGUGCCAACAAACAACUUCUACCAACUUCCAAUAACCUUCAGAAGAUAAUUUCCCCUGUAACAGACUCCACCAACCCUGAGCCUCAAAGCCCAGAAAUGCAGGCCAUAAAUGGGACCCAGAUAGGAGAUGCAGGAGAUGCCACACCGAAGAAAACACCUAUUAAAAAACCACCUAGAAAGAAAGGCAAGGAGGCAGUGUCAGAGACAGAACCUAAGACCACUCCAAAGACAGCUAUUAUGCCACCUCAGAUUGUCAAAUAGACAGGUGAUUCAGAAAUACCUGGGCUGACCAUGCAGUGCUUGCCUGUAAUGAAUGAAGCCUCUGAUAGAAACGUUCCUGUCUCAUAUUCAUGAUAAACAAACUGUUGAAUAGCUUUAAAAAGGAAUUGCUGCGUCCUGGGUGUAAUGUUCUGCAAGAUGUGUAGUUCUUUAAUCUCUUGAUGUCCAGGACUAUCUUGGGGAAGGAAGAGUCACUGGUUACCAAAUUGCCUUGAAAGAAAUAGUUGUACCGCUUGUACAGUUUUCAACAACAUUUUGAGUUGUAUAGGAGGUGAGAUUUUAUUUUAGCGGUUUUUAUACAUGAGCAAGUCUGCUUUUACCAAACAGAUUUUUAUAUCGAACCAUGCUCUUUUUUCACAACGUUAUGCCUUUUAGAAGCAAUAAUAUUAUUCAGAGUAUGACCAAAGGUAGUACUUUGCAUAUGCAGAUAUAGUGGUACUAUCACUAU